AUGAGUAAUAAUAUUAAUAAUGCAGUAUUGACAAUUACCGACAGAGGGCAAUGGAAGCCCGCAAAGGGAAAUGAUAGGGUUUUGAGGUACAUUGUUCAACGGGCCCCAACAAUGAGGGCACGUUGCCGGAAAUGCUCACAGUAUAUUGUGAAAGGAGAACUUAAAUGGGGAAUACCCAUUCGUCAUACUCACGGAGAAUAUGGGUGGAUAACAGCAUGGCAACAUAUAGGGUGUACACGGAUUUCUCAAAUCGAUGAGGCCAUUAAUAUGAUUUUUGGAUUUGAAAAGCUUUCUUCCGAAGAGCAGAAUGAAGUAUUGAAAGAAGUGACAUCUUCUAGUUUACCGUUUCAUUUACUUCCCCUGGAUCCUGAUGAUUUGGUAAAGCGAGGUUCCCUUCCUGAAAUGGAGCCGUCCUCUGAAUUAUUACGUCCUCUUCUUCGAUACCAAAAAGAAGGGCUGAGUUGGAUGGUAGCUCAAGAGCGGUCUUGUAUUGGUGGAGGUAUUCUCGCUGAUGAAAUGGGAAUGGGAAAAACAAUACAAAUGAUCAGUCUUUUACUUGCGAAUCGUGUUAUGGGGCCAACUUUAAUUGUCUGCCCGGUUAGCUCUAUGCUUCAGUGGAAGGCUGAAAUAAAAGAACAUGUUGUUCCAGGGACGUUGUCUAUAAUUGUAGUAGAUCGUGCUAUUCAUGUUAAAAAAGACGAAAUGGAAAACGCGGAUGUAGUCUUAACUACCUAUCCUAUGAUGGAACAAUCGUGGAGAACCGUAGUAAAUAAAACUAAAGUAUCUUGCCCUUAUUGCGAGCAGCUUUUUCUUCCACGUCAACUUGUUGUUCAUAAUCGAUACUUUUGUGGUCCCAAAGCUAGGAAAACAGCCAAGCAGAGAAAGCGAGAAAAGGGACGUGAAGAUGUGAAUGUUGUAAAAAAUCGUAGAGUUCAGUCCAAAGAAACGAUAAAAAAGGGACUUAGGACUUUGCGUGUUGAUGUUGACGAUACCGUUGACGAAGGAGUUUUUGUCAGCGAGAAUGAAAACAAGAAUGAAAGAGGGACUGUUGGGCCAAUGGGAAUGUAUCGCGAACUUAUGCUGGAGGCUGGACGUACAGUCAGAAGUCGAUGGGAACCUGCUAAAGAACUGAGUGAUGGUACCGAUAGUACGAGUAUUUCAGUGAAUAUUAAUACAGAAUCAGAUGAGACCAAUGAAGAAGAGAUACAUAGAGAUGAGGAAGCUUUUAUUGCCUUUCAGUGCCCCAACUGUAAAUUUCAGUUAUUACGAUAUCCUUUUUGUCCCAAAACAGGUCAACAUCAUGUAUUGUCCGAGGGCCUGAAAAAUAUUAUUGAAACUGAUAAUGGUGGUGAUGAUAUCGAUAUUUUUGAAUCUAUUUUCCACUCAAUAAAGUGGAGCCGUAUUGUAUUGGACGAAGCACAUCGCAUAAAAGGUCGUAAUACAAGUACUUCCAGAGCGGCUUUUGCUUUGCAAGGUGAAUAUCGAUGGUGUCUUACAGGAACUCCUUUACAAAAUCGUGUGGGUGAUGUUUAUAGCCUUAUUCGCUUUCUCCGCAUGACACCUUUUGCGAGGUAUUAUUGUGGAACCGAAGGAUGUUCUUGUUCAUCCUUUUCACAUCCGUUUUCGGGAACCAACUUGCGUCAGUGUAUCUUUUGUGGUCAUGGGCCGGUACAACACUAUGCGUAUUUUAAUCGUUACAUAAUGAAUCCUAUAUUACGCUAUGGCUAUGUGGGAGAUGGUCGUCAGGGGAUGAUGAUGUUAGCCAACGAAGUACUUCAGAAAUGCAUGCUGCGUCGCACAAAAAUUGAAAGGGCAAGUGAUCUACAUCUCCCUCCCCUCACGAUUGAAAUUAUUAAGGUGAAACUCACGAAGGAGGAAAGAAAUUUUUAUGAUUCACUAUACAAGAAAAGCGCUGCCGCAUUUGAUACUUUUGUGGAUAAAGGUACUGUUUUGCACAACUACGCUCAUAUCUUUCAACUAUUAAGUCGGCUACGCCAGUCUCUUGAUCAUCCUUUACUUGUUGUGGAGUCUAUGAACGUGGGGAGGGUUGCGCAUCUGAAGGGUGUUUGCGGUAUUUGUACGGAGGGUGGUAAUGAAAAUUCUCUCCAGGUAAAUCCUUGCAGACAUACUUUUCAUCGUGUUUGUCUUGCUCAGUUUAUCGAAAGCUUACCUGGAAAUGAAUACCGUUGUCCUACGUGCUUUGUAACGAUCAACAUUGACUUGCGUCAAUUACGCUCUGAAUUGGAAGAAGAAGAGCCUGCGCCAAUAAUGCCUCCUGAAAUUGAGGAUGAACUUAUCGAAGAAGAACAAGCGGGGAAAUUAUUCUGUGAUGGAGGUACCCCGAUGGGAAUCUCAUCUACCUCUGAAAAGGUUGUUUCAACACAAAAUAAACGAAAAAAAGAUAUUUUAUCUCGCAUUGACUUUUCCAACCCUCUCCAGGGAAGCAAACUUGAUGCUAUUGCGGAAUACAUUCUUUCUGUGCCCAAGGAUGAAAAAAUAAUUAUUUUUUCACAGUUUGGGGACAUGUUGGAGCUUAUUCAGAUAUGGCUACAGAGAGCAUCUGUGAAAGCCGUAAAACUCACUGGUUCCCUCAUGCUUUCCCAGCGUCAAGCCGUGCUACAGGCAUUUUUGCAUGACCCAGGAGUUCGUGCGAUUCUUAUUUCUCUCAAGGCAGGUGGAGAAGGUUUAAAUUUACAAGUUGCUAAUCACGUUAUUCUUGUAGACCCUUGGUGGAAUCCAGCGGUUGAGAUGCAGGCGGCACAGCGAGCGCAUCGCAUUGGCCAAACAAAGCCUGUUCGCGUGGUUCGCUUUGUUGUGGAGCGUUCUGUUGAAGAGCGUAUGAUGGACCUACAGGAUAAGAAAAUGCUUGUGAUUGAAGGUACCAUUGAUGGUAAAUUCAGCUCGCUCCAAAGUCUCAGCGAAGAUGAUCUUCAGUUCCUUUUUACACGUUAG
Messenger RNA from Trypanosoma cruzi, 2952 nucleotides. Its product is annotated as DNA repair protein, putative. The record is from RefSeq and is a predicted model, not a curated record. The transcript has a single exon. The coding region runs from base 1 to 2952 and encodes 983 amino acids. Gene Ontology annotation, molecular function: ATP-dependent chromatin remodeler activity; DNA binding; ATP binding. NCBI's taxonomy places the organism in Eukaryota, Euglenozoa, Kinetoplastea, Trypanosomatida, Trypanosomatidae.